GUUUAUCCAGUUAACGCACAUCUGAUACAACAGUCUGGAUGAGACGAAUGCGGAUGCAUGCCGUCAAGUGAAAUAGCCUUUAUACACCAAAGGACCUUGGAAAACUCACGUUCAAAAGGGUUGUUUUGAAGUGCAGCUCUUUAGGUUUUGCGUGUUCCAAAUUACCCUUAAAUCAGCAUGUCAUUAUCGGGAAAAGUUGCACUGAUUACUGGAGCAGCGCAAGGUUUAGGAAAAGCUUUCUCGGAAGUCCUGUUGAAGCGAGGAGCGAACGUUUGUGUGGCCGAUAUCAAAGUCCAAACAGGGGAGGCAACUGUGUCGUCUUUCCAACAACAGUACAGCAGAGACAGGGCUUUCUUCUUUAAGUGUGACGUGACGCGCGAGAAUGACAUCAAAGCCACAUUUGAUGCAGUGAAGAAACAGUAUGGGCAGCUAGACAUGGUGGUAAACAAUGCUGGCAUAGCUGAUGAAGGCGCAUGGAAUAAAAUGAUUGAUAUCAAUCUGAAGGGUGUUGUCAUGGGGUCCCAGUAUGCAGUGGAAGCUCUGAGACGUGACAAGGGAGGAAAUGGAGGCCUCAUCAUAAACGUCUCAUCUGCUGCAGGUCUCUCGCCUGUGUAUGUCACACCAGUUUAUGCGGCUUCCAAAUUCGGAGUUGUUGGUUACACACGAAGCUGGGCGGCCAAUCCUCAUUUGGGAUCAAUGGGUCUAAGCUUCUGCUGCAUGUGUCCAACGUUUGCGGAGACUGACAUAAUGAAAGGAAUUGACGAUGGCAGCAAGUCUCUGUAUGCUGAUGAUGCACAAGAGCUGGUGAAGAUGCUGGGCAUAAUGUCAGUGAAAGAGGUGGUUGAUGCCUUUGAACAACUUCUGGACCUCCCUGAUAAGAAUGGUGUAGUUGUUACAGUUACUAAGAGAGAUGGAAUACACAUAAAAAGACCAGAUAUGAAAAAUAAGCUAUGAUCACCUAUCAGUGUACCUUAUAGGGCUGGGACGAGUCCAAAUUUACUACCCGGGUACCCACCACGCUAUUACCCGACGCUACUUGGAUACCUGCUCUAUGUCUCAAGACUUGGGUGUAAAAGUCCGAUUGGGAAUAGUUUGACUGUAGCCCUGGUAAAAUGUAUUUAGAUACACGUAUAAAACGAUCUGGUCAUGCAUGCACUGAAGUUGACUGAAGUUUUAUCUUUUUUCAAACCUAUAAAGGUCAGAAGGAAUGGGUGCAUAGUCAGAAAGAAAUGCGAACAAUAGUGACUUGCAGUGUAACCAUAGAGUUUUAGAUUUUUUUUGUCAAUUAACAAUAUAUCCCGUGACUAACCACAGGUGCGGGUAGUCCUGUGGGUACCCAGGUCCUACUCAGUACCCACCCGACCCAGGUGCCCGAGUUACCCGUCCCAGCCCUAGUACCUUAUAUAUAUAUAUAUAUAUAUAUAUAUAUAUAUAUAUAACACAAUAGGAUAGCCCAUCAUCAUCAAGCAUUUCAAAUGUGUUACCACAAUGAGAUAGAUGAACACUAAUAUUUGUCGUCCCAUGUCUUUCUAAUAACAUAAUAAUGUGAAAACGGAACAAAAUUUUCAGACGAUCACCACAUCUUGCUCGCAAUCCAUGCAAGCCAAGUAUUACUCUGCCAAUUUGGCACCAAAUCAUUGCACAGGUUUGUCACAUGACUCAUAUUACUACAGUUAAUCUGACAUGACAUAGUACUAGGAAAGAACCAGGGCCCGCUUGCACAAAGCGAUCUUAGCGCUAAGAUGAUCGUAACUCCCAUACUUUAACAUAGGCUUACAAUAGUCGUAACACUAAGAUCGCUUUGUGCAAGUGAGCCCAGGUGUUCUUCAGAUUGGUAUAUAGAGUAUACAAAGUAUAGAUAGCAUUAGACAGAAUAUCUACUGGUGUAGAGAUUUAACAUUCGCAGUUAGUUUUUUUUGUAUCUUAAAUAAGCAGAUGGUUGACAAUAAAUUAUUCAUAUUUUUGCA
Messenger RNA from Haliotis rufescens (red abalone), 1967 nucleotides. RefSeq names its product 15-hydroxyprostaglandin dehydrogenase [NAD(+)]-like. The record is from RefSeq and is a predicted model, not a curated record. The transcript is spliced from 7 exons. The coding region runs from base 178 to 954 and encodes 258 amino acids. Gene Ontology annotation, cellular component: cytoplasm. Lineage: Eukaryota; Metazoa; Mollusca; Gastropoda; Lepetellida; Haliotidae. Gene Ontology annotation, molecular function: oxidoreductase activity, acting on the CH-OH group of donors, NAD or NADP as acceptor.